UUAUGUAAGGCGCUUGAUGGAGAUCCCAACAUCUGCUUCUUCCACUGCAAUGUGACUGUUGAGGAUGAUGUCAUCCACGCAGUCGAUUUUACGGUUGAGAAGUACGGCUACCUUGACAUAAUGAUCAACAAUGCUGGCAUGGCGGGCCCACCAGCACGUGAUAUCCGUGACGCGGACAUAGAUGAAUUCCAGAUAAUAUUCGACCUGAAUGUAAAGGGCGGGUUCAUUGGAAUGAAGCAUGCGGCACGUGUGAUGAUCCCACGUGGGAAAGGCUUAAUAGUGUCUCUCGGCAGUGUGGCUGGCACCAUGGGAGGGUUGGGCCCACAUGCUUACACAGGCUCCAAGCAUGCGGUGGUGGGGCUCACCAAAAGCGUUGCGGCGGAGGUGGGCAAGCAUGGCAUACGUGUGAACUACGUGUCACCAUAGAGAGUCGCCACGAGUCGGCGAGGGUUUUAUGCUUUUAUAGGGAAGAAUGAGAACUUGCAAGGCAUACGGCUGACGGCAGAUGAUGUGGCUGUUAAAAAUCAGUGGUUUUUAAAAUAA
Magnolia sinica is the source of this 543-nucleotide messenger RNA. RefSeq names its product (+)-borneol dehydrogenase 2-like. Gene Ontology annotation, cellular component: cytosol. The record is from RefSeq and is a predicted model, not a curated record. Gene Ontology annotation, molecular function: xanthoxin dehydrogenase (NAD+) activity. Gene Ontology annotation, biological process: abscisic acid biosynthetic process. NCBI's taxonomy places the organism in Eukaryota, Viridiplantae, Streptophyta, Magnoliopsida, Magnoliales, Magnoliaceae.